Aureobasidium namibiae CBS 147.97 is the source of this 1302-nucleotide messenger RNA. Its product is annotated as monocarboxylate transporter. NCBI's taxonomy places the organism in Eukaryota, Fungi, Ascomycota, Dothideomycetes, Dothideales, Saccotheciaceae. Gene Ontology annotation, cellular component: fungal-type vacuole membrane. The coding region runs from base 1 to 1302 and encodes 433 amino acids. Gene Ontology annotation, molecular function: transmembrane transporter activity. The record is from RefSeq and is a predicted model, not a curated record. Gene Ontology annotation, biological process: transmembrane transport. The transcript is spliced from 2 exons.
AUGUCUACCAUCGACAAAGAAAUCUCGGCCGAAGCAGUCAUUGCAUCGGCAAACACAUCCAUCCUCACACCAACCAAGGAUGACAAGGAGCUAAACAAACGAUCUGCUUUCGUACUCAUCGGUGCAUUCUGUGCCUUCUUCUGUAGUGUUGGCUUUUUCAACGCGUUUGGUAUCUUCCAGGAAUAUUAUCACGAACAUCAACUCCAAGACAAAUCGGACUUUGACAUUUCAUGGAUUGGCAGCUUUGCAAUCUGUGCCAUGUAUCUUACUUCGCCUGCGGUUGGCAUCGCUUACGAUAUAACUGGUCCAAACGUACUGAUCAUUAUCGGUUCUGUUGGUGUACUCUUCGCUAUCUUCAUGAUCUCACUUUGCAAAGAGUACUAUCAAUUCUUCCUCGCUCAGGCUUUGGUUCUUGGUGUUAGCUCGGCCUUUCUGAUCACCCCUUCGUUGUCGACACUUCCAAAGUACUUUCGCAAGAAUCGUGCCCUUGGUAUGGGUAUUGUUGUCGCUGGAUCGUCCACCGGAGGCAUCAUCUGGCCUAUCGUACUCGACCAACUGUUGAAUCACAGCAAUCUUGGAUUCGGCUGGACUAUCAGGAUCGUCGCAUUUAUCAUGCUUCCGCUACUUGGUAUGACCUGUCUACUCCUUCGUUCACCUCGUACUGUCGCACCAUUACCGGAUGAGAAAGCCCGAGUUCCAACAACGAAGCCAAAGGCCGAUUUCAGCAUUAUCAAAAAGCCGGCCUUCAUCUUCUGUUGUGCGGGUAUGGCUGUCGCCAAUCUCGGUAUGUUCAGUCCUUUCUUCUACAUCGGUUCGUAUGCCACAUCACUCGAUAUGUCGACCUCAUUCUCUUUCUAUCUUAUUUCUAUGGUCAAUGGUGCUUCUUUCUUUGGCAGAAUCUUACCUGGUAUACUGGCUGAUCGCUAUGGUUGCUUCAAUCUGUUGUUCUGCGCUGCUCUGACCUCUGGCGUGGUUGCCUUUUGCUGGACUGGGGCAACUAGCACCGCAGGAGUCGCUGAGUGGUCUGUUGCGUAUGGCUUCGCUUCUGGGGCAAUCAUGAGUUUGCAAUCAGCUUGCAUCGCACGACUAGCAACACCACAGACUAUGGGGACUGCAAUGGGAAUAACCAUGGGGUUCAUCGCUCUCUUCACCCUUUUCGGGACACCUAUCAGCGGCCAGCUGGUUGGACAAUAUGGCUGGCUACCGCUUAGCAUGUUCUCGGGGGCUACACUAGUUGCUGGCUCUGCUUUGAUCGCUUGCUCCCGCUUCAGUCAGGAUCGAAAAUUGUUUGCGGUGGUUUGA